Messenger RNA from Psilocybe cubensis, 483 nucleotides. RefSeq lists its product as uncharacterized. The transcript has 4 exons. Bases 1 to 483 code for a protein of 160 amino acids. The record is from RefSeq and is a predicted model, not a curated record. Lineage: Eukaryota; Fungi; Basidiomycota; Agaricomycetes; Agaricales; Agrocybaceae. Gene Ontology annotation, molecular function: cysteine-type endopeptidase inhibitor activity.
AUGGCCCUCUCCGACGGUAACUAUCUCAUUCGCGUUGUACCUACAAACAUAUCCUGGCCUUUUGCUCGUGGAAAUUACGCAACCCGAGGCGAUAUCAGCGCUCCUAUCACUGUACAGGCGCAGAUUACAACUGACAAUUCGAAUCAAAUUUGGGGUGUUCGUGCUGAUUCUUCAAGCCCUAACACGUACAAAAUCACCCAACCAACUAAUCCAAACAUACACAUUGGCCCAGUCAUCGGAGGAUUCGGAUUAGACAAUUCCGGUAGGGAUGUCAUCUAUAGCAGGACAAUCGUAGACUGGGUUCUCACCCAGGUUGACGCAUCCGCCAACACCUACAUCAUAGAACAACAAUCUCAUGAAAUCGGUUCAAUCAACGCUGUUACAGUUAGCAAUGCACAUCUCGUGGUUCAGCAAAUUGGACUUGGGGACAACAAGAGUCCGUUACCUCAGUGGCAAUUCAUUAGCCAGGACGACUUGGACUGA